CUUUUUUUUUGAACCGGAUCACAUCGAUGUUCUAACUGAUCCAACAACACAACCGACAACAUGCCUCAGAACGAGUACAUUGAGCGCUUCCAAAAGCAACAUGGUCGACGUCUCGAUCACGAGGAGCGCGUACGCAAGCGGGCUGCGCGAGAGGGUCACCGCGCUUCGGACAAUGCACAGAACUUGCGUGGUCUAAGAGCCAAGCUGUACCAGCAGAAGCGUCACAAGGAGAAGAUCCAGAUGAAGAAAGCGAUCCGACAACAGGAAGAGAAGAAUGUCAAAUCCUCAGAACCUGCCCAGCCUUCGAGCACCCCUCUCCCCAGCUAUUUGCUUGACAGGAGCAACACCACAAAUGCCAAAGCUCUCAGUUCCGCUAUCAAAAACAAGCGUGCCGAGAAGGCAGCAAAGUUCAGUGUACCGCUCCCGAAAGUGCGUGGCAUCAGCGAGGAGGAGAUGUUCAAGGUUGUCAAGACGGGUAAGAAGACCGCAAAGAAGAGCUGGAAGCGUAUGAUCACAAAGCCUACUUUUGUCGGUCCGGAAUUCACUCGACGACCCGUCAAAUACGAGCGCUUCAUUCGACCCAUGGGUCUCCGAUACAAGAAGGCGAACGUCACCCACCCUGAACUUGGUGUGACAGUACAACUCCCGAUCAUCAGCGUCAAAAAGAACCCCCAGAAUCCGAUGUACACCCAGCUCGGUGUGUUGACGAAGGGUACCAUCAUCGAAGUGAACGUCAGCGAGCUUGGUCUCGUCACGGCCGGUGGAAAAGUUGUUUGGGGACGUUGGGCGCAGAUCACCAACAACUGCGAAAUGGACGGAUGUGUCAACGCUGUCCUUCUUGUUUAAGAUGCAAGCGAAAUCUCAGGCAACCUGUAAUCGCUAUUCAGAUUUGUGGGCUUGCGACAAGCCGACCAUCACGGUAGGAUUGGUCACUCUUCGCAAUCACCGAGUCCGUUCAUUGCGCCAUCUCGAGAGGAUGA
Molecule: messenger RNA, 980 nt
Organism: Dissoconium aciculare CBS 342.82
Lineage: Eukaryota; Fungi; Ascomycota; Dothideomycetes; Mycosphaerellales; Dissoconiaceae
Product: ribosome biogenesis protein nsa2
Exons: 2
Coding region: 61-846 (261 amino acids)
Biological process (GO): maturation of LSU-rRNA; maturation of 5.8S rRNA
Cellular component (GO): nucleolus; preribosome, large subunit precursor
Source: RefSeq, a predicted model, not a curated record